AUGGAGGUUUGCAAUAGAUGCAAAAAGGGGCAUCUACGUUCAGAGGGCAGAUUUGCACAGAUGAUGGUGAUAUUAGUAUUCUUGCUGCUGCUGCCUCACAUAGCAUGCCAGGCUCAGGUUUUGAAAUGUGGGAUGUGGAAUUCCUAUCUAACUAUUCCCAAAUAUUAUCAGUCAGGAGAUUUCAUCUAUGGUGGCAUUGUUUUUCAGGCCUCCUAUGUUCGUCCACAUAACUUCAGCAACUAUCCAUCUGGUCCACCGUUAAAGAAAAUUAUAGUGACUGAGAACUACCAGCACAUCCUGGCUUUGGCAUUUGCAGUAAAGGAGAUCAACAAAAAUCCCCAGAUAUUACCUAAUACUACGCUGGGAUUCAAAAUUUAUGACAGUUUUCUGAGACCAAGGUGGAUCUAUCAUGCUAUAAUGCAAUUUAUUUCUCCAAACAAAAAACUUGUCCCCAACUACAAGUGUGAGAACCAUGACAAUCUACUGGCAGUCAUCGCAGAAUUGGUCGCUGAUGUCUCACAAGAGAUACCAAUUGUUUUGGGCAUCUACAAGUUUCCUCAGCUUAUGUGUGGCUCUGCUACAGUUGAAACGGAGAGCAACAAUCUCCAUUCCUCCUACCAGAUGAUUCCAAGUGGAUUUCAUCUUUACAGGGGGAUUCUGCAGUUACUUCACCAUUUCAACUGGAGAUGGAUUGUAUUAAUUGCUGCAAAUGGGGAGAAUUUAGCGUGGUUCAUGACUAUAAUGUUUCCCAAAUUCUCCAACAGAGGCAUCUGUUUUGCUGUCAUAGAGUCAUUCACAAGUUUAUAUUUAUGUUAUGAUGCUUACACAGAAAUUACAAAAUGUGCAAUGGAAUUUUAUUAUAAGGUCACAAACAGCAAAGCCAAUGUGUUGGUCUCAUAUGGGGACACACAUUCUAUGAUUUUUUUGAUAUAUUUGGUAAGUAUAGAUGCAAUAAACAAGUCAAAAGGCAAAGUUUGGAUUCUAACAGUUGGGAUGGAGUUAAAAAAUGUUGUACGCAAAAGUCGCUGGGAUAUACGAGGAUUCCAUGGUGCUUUAUCACUUGCACUUCACUCCAAUGAACUUCCAGGAUUCAGACAAUUUAUUCAAAAUAGAAACCCUUCCAAUGUUAAAGGAGAUGGCUUUAUCAAGGACUUCUGGGCUCUGGCAUUUCACUGUAAAUUUCAGGAUUCUGUUCUGGGCAGCAUGAGUGGGAAUAUCUGCACUGGAGAGGAGAAGCUGGAGACCCUUCCCCAGCAUGUCUUUCCAAGGAGUGUAACAGGCCACAGCUACAUCAUCUACAAUGCAGUCUAUGCUGUGGCUCAUGCUUUGCAUGCCAUGUAUUCAUCCAUACCCAAAAGGAGGGCAAUGUUGAAAGGAGAGAGAAGGAAGCAGCAACAGCCCUGGCAGCUCCACCACUUUCUGAAGAUGGUGUCCUUUAACAACAGCGCUGGGGAAAAUGUUUUCUUUGACCAGAAUGGUGAGUUAGUUCCACGAUUUGACAUCAUAAAUUGGAUCACUUUUCCCAACCAAUCUUUCAUUAGAGUAAAAGUUGGAAGCAUGGAUCCCCGGGCACCUGGAGAUGAAGCAUUUACCAUUAAUAAGGAUGCCAUUAUAUGGCACAGCUGGUUUAACCAGGUACAACCGUUUUCUGUUUGUAAUGCCAACUGUCAGCCUGGUUAUAGGAUGAAAAGAAAGGAAGGGCAGCCCUUCUGCUGCUAUGACUGCAUCCCUUGUCCAAGAGGGAGAAUGUCUGACCAUAAAGAUAUGGCUGAGUGUUCCACAUGCCCAGAUGAUCAAUAUGCAAACAAGGAUCAGAAUUUAUGCCUUCCCAAGAUUGUAAGCUUCUUAUCUUAUGAAGAACCUUUGGGCAUCAGUUUAGCCAUGUGUUCUCUUUCAUUUUCUUUGAUCACAACUCUGGUGAUAAGAACAUUUAUGAAACACCAUAACACUCCCAUCGUCAAAGCCAACAACCAAGAUCUGACCUACACUCUUCUCAUCUCCCUCCUACUCUGCUUCCUUUGUGCAUUUCUAUUCAUUGGCCGACCUGAGAAGGUGACGUGCCUCCUCCGCCAAAUUGCCUUCGGUAUCGUCUUCACCAUGGCUGUUUCUUCUGUGUUGGCCAAAACUAUCACUGUGGUUCUGGCUUUCAUGGCCACACAGCCAGGAGCCAGGAUCAAGAAGUGGGUGGAGCAAAGCAUGGCCAACUACAUUGUUCUUCUUUGCUCCAUUUUUCAAGCAGGCAUCUGUGUUGUGUGGCUGGCAACCUCUCCCCCAUUCCCAGAUUCUGACAUGCAUUCAGUGGCUGAAGAAAUUGUACUGCAGUGUAAUGAGUCAUCAUCCAUAAUGUUUUACUGUGUACUGAGCUACAUGGGCUUGCUGGCCAUUGCCAGCUUCACUGUGGCUUUCUUUGCCCGGAGGUUGCCAGACAGUUUUAAUGAAGCCAAGUGCAUCACUUUCAGCAUGUUGGUGUUUUGCAGUGUUUGGUUGUCUUUUGUCCCAACCUACUUGAGCACAAAGGGGAAAUACAUGGUAGCUGUGGAAAUCUUCUCUAUCUUAUCCUCCAGCGCUGGGUUGCUGGGUUGCAUCUUUUCUCCCAAAUGUUACAUUAUUUUAUUGAGGCCAGAACUGAACAAGAAGGAGCAUGUCAUAAGGAGAAAGCACUGA
Messenger RNA from Elgaria multicarinata webbii, 2664 nucleotides. RefSeq names its product vomeronasal type-2 receptor 26-like. Gene Ontology annotation, biological process: G protein-coupled receptor signaling pathway. The transcript is spliced from 6 exons. Bases 1 to 2664 code for a protein of 887 amino acids. Gene Ontology annotation, cellular component: plasma membrane. The record is from RefSeq and is a predicted model, not a curated record. Gene Ontology annotation, molecular function: G protein-coupled receptor activity. Lineage: Eukaryota; Metazoa; Chordata; Lepidosauria; Squamata; Anguidae.